AUGGCAAGCCUGCUACGUCGACUCCUCUCGACCACACCGCCAGACGUGUCCAAUGCCACAACCAGAAGGAUGAACCUCAACUCCGCAGACCUGCCCAAAGUUUUCCUUCCGCCCGUGAACCGGUCCAUGCAAACGCUGGACAAGUCCUUUUUUCGCAAAACCGUGCCGCUGGCGGCUGCCACCAUCUCAGACGUCAGACAGAUCGGGGCGAUCAGGAAGGAGCUCGAAAAAUCUCAAGACUUGCUCCGCAUCAGUCCGAUCAAGCCUUUGCGGGACGAUGACUCGGUGCCAGGGGCAAAGUGCCUCUUGCUCAGGCCGGAGAUUGACGCGAAAAAGCCGAAAACAUGGUCACAGACUAUCUCGAAACUGGUGGAGGACAAACUUGCCAGCUUACGGCCCUACGAUCUGACACUCACAUACGACGUCUGGACUAUGCAUAAUAUUCUCGAGGCAAUUCUGCCUGAGAUUCCCGACGAGGAAAAGGAAACUCCUGCAGGGUUUGCCCAGGUCGGCCAUGUUGCUCACAUAAACCUGCGUGAAGCAUAUCUUCCCUACAAGUAUAUCAUUGGGCAAAUUUUAGUCGACAAAAAUCCCAAUAUUACGACCGUGAUCAAUAAGACGUUCGACGUGGGCACCGAAUCCGUCUUUCGAACAUUUCCCUAUGAAGUCAUCGCCGGCCCAGACGACCUCGAUGUUACGGUCCACGAAUCUGGCUGCGAGUUCAAAUUCAACUUUGGCAAAGUGUACUGGAACUCUCGGUUAGGUACUGAACAUGCCCGGCUUUUUGAGCAGUUCGAAGAAGGCGAGGCUGUCUGUGACGUGAUGGCGGGUGUAGGGCCUUUCGCCGUGCCGGCCGGUAAACGCAAGGUCUUUGUCAGAGCCAACGACCUCAACCCGGACUCGUACCGAAGUCUUCAGGACGCCAUCAAGUCGAACAAGGUCAGCGACUUUGUCUCGGCUUCCUGUGAAGACGGUAGGGACUUCAUUUGGAGUGCAACUAGAGACUUGCGAUACGCGCCACGAGAAGUCCGAUUGCCUUCGAAGUUGAAGAUAUCGCGGAAACUGACCAAAGAAGAAAUGCAAGUGCUGCGUAAAGAGGCCGAUGCAGCAGCACAAGUUUUGAAAGAACCAAAUGUGUUCUCUCGCUAUGUCAUGAACCUACCGGCCAGUGCUAUCGAAUUCCUCGAUGCCUUCCAAGGCCUCUAUCACGGUCGUGAAGCCGAAUUCAAACCCCACACGUCAAAAGCUUUACCGUUGAUUCACCUGUACUUAUUCCAAGCUAAGCUUGUUGCUGAAGACGAAGAGACCCAAGAGAUCUGUGAAAGAAUCUCGAAGCAUAUCGGCGCAGAGGUCAAGCUCGACGAUCCGGAGCUGGAUGUGCAGGUUCGAUUUGUCCGACUUGUCGCGCCGAAGAAGAAGAUGUUCUGCGCGAGCUUUCGGAUACCGGAGAGCGUUGCAUUUGGGCAGCCUUGA
Fonsecaea multimorphosa CBS 102226 is the source of this 1473-nucleotide messenger RNA. RefSeq lists its product as uncharacterized. The coding region runs from base 1 to 1473 and encodes 490 amino acids. The transcript has 4 exons. Lineage: Eukaryota; Fungi; Ascomycota; Eurotiomycetes; Chaetothyriales; Herpotrichiellaceae. Gene Ontology annotation, biological process: tRNA N1-guanine methylation; mitochondrial tRNA methylation. The record is from RefSeq and is a predicted model, not a curated record. Gene Ontology annotation, cellular component: mitochondrial matrix; cytoplasm.